Harmonia axyridis is the source of this 1257-nucleotide messenger RNA. Its product is annotated as ras-related and estrogen-regulated growth inhibitor-like protein. The record is from RefSeq and is a predicted model, not a curated record. Bases 425 to 1066 code for a protein of 213 amino acids. NCBI's taxonomy places the organism in Eukaryota, Metazoa, Arthropoda, Insecta, Coleoptera, Coccinellidae. The transcript is spliced from 5 exons. Gene Ontology annotation, molecular function: GTP binding; GTPase activity.
UCCUAGAGUACCGAGCACUCGCAUCCGAUAUACCUCGGCAGGCAGUCGCCAACGAAGAGGCACGCGAAAGUGAUUCCCGUUCUUCAUUCUUCAUCUCUCAUUCUGCAUCUCGGCGAGGUGCAAUUUGAACGGAGUUCUGUCACGCUCUGACCCCGCCAUCCAGACCGUUCCUUCCAAAACGAACACACCGAGAGUGGAUGUUCCUUUUCUUCAUUUUGUCACCGACUUUCCAUACUUCCUGUCCCUCUUAUCGGCGACGAUUGCCUAACCUCGCACCAUCGUCGUCUUUUUUGGUCCUUCGAGCCGGAUAUGCGAUAAAGGUUUGUUGUGAGUAAAUAUUGCGUUUUUUUUUUCGACCGAUUAUAGUCGACACAGAUAUGUUGACCGGUGAUUUGGACAAGAGAGUUUCAGCAAAUCCGGAGGUAUGACUACAACGGCAGUGCCGAAGAUAAGAGUGGUGGUUUUGGGAAGUGCCAAAGUUGGAAAAUCGGCUGUAACAGUCCGUUACUUAACCAAACGAUACAUUGGAGAGUACAGUUCUUCCAUGGAUUAUUUCUAUAGACACCACGUUGAGUUCGACACAGUAAGGACAGAGGUAGAAAUUUUGGACACGUCGAACUGUGAGAAAAAAGGUUGCCUCUAUGAACACAUCAGGUGGGGAGAAGCCUUCGCCAUAGUUUACGCUGUGAACGAUCGGCACAGUUUUCAUGAAGCUCAAGAAAUUCUAAACCAAUUGACCAAGUUGAAGUUGCCAUCAUAUUAUACUAGUUUGCUACUGGGGAACAAGAAAGACUUGGAACAUUGCAGAGAAGUAUGCGUGGAUGAUGGCCAUGAACUCUCACUCAAGUAUAGCUGUCAAUUCUACGAAGUCAGUGCGGCAGAGAAUUUUGCAGGAGUAUCUCUAGCGUUCCAAUCUUUACUUAGGGAAGCAAGAUCUGUGCAGUUGCUGAAAUCGUUACCUAUUAGAAGAAAAUUAGGAGUAAAUAGUGUAUCGAAAGUUUUAGGAAAUAUAUUCGGCAAAAACUCUAAAGGUGAUCGGAAGAAGAGACCGUCUUUGAGUAUAUGAGUGCAAUAUAACUAGUGAUAAAAUUGUUCAAUAAUGCAACGCGAUAGACUGAAAUUAUUUUAAUUUAUUCGAAAAGUUAUUUUUCAUAAAAAUGCCUUGUAACUUGAAAAAAAAUUCAAUCAAAUGUUGGAUUGUGAUUAUAGUGUUUCUGGUUGAGAAUAAAACUGCUAUUUAGUUUCAUUUCCUUAAAA